Molecule: messenger RNA, 3825 nt
Organism: Branchiostoma belcheri (Belcher's lancelet)
Lineage: Eukaryota; Metazoa; Chordata; Leptocardii; Amphioxiformes; Branchiostomatidae
Product: intraflagellar transport protein 122 homolog
Exons: 31
Coding region: 38-3616 (1192 amino acids)
Biological process (GO): protein localization to cilium; non-motile cilium assembly; intraciliary retrograde transport
Cellular component (GO): non-motile cilium; intraciliary transport particle A
Molecular function (GO): protein binding
Source: RefSeq, a predicted model, not a curated record
UUUGUUUCACUUUUCAAAAUUCCAGAGAGCGGCCAAAAUGCGGGCGAUUCCGACCUGGGUGGACAAGGUUCACGAUCGGGAUAAAGUCGAACAAUGUAUCUGGGACCUGGCCUUCAAACCUGACGGGUCCCAGCUCAUUGCUGCUGCUGGAAACAGGGUUCUGGUGUAUGAUACCAAUGAUGGUACCCUGGUCCAGCCACUGAAGGGACACAAAGACACAGUGUACUGUGUGGCUUAUGCCAAAGAUGGAAAGAGGUUUGCAUCAGGUUCAGCUGACAAGAGUGUCAUCAUCUGGACAUCCAAGUUAGAGGGCAUCCUCAAAUACACUCAUAAUGACCCUAUCCAGUGUGUGUCGUACAACCCAGUCACCCACCAGCUGGCCAGCUGCACCAGCAGUGACUUUGGCAUGUGGUCACCGGAGCAGAAGUCAGUUAACAAACACAAGGUUGGCAUCAAGAUCACCUGCUGCAGCUGGACUAACGAUGGCCAGUACCUGGCUCUUGGGCUGUACAAUGGAUGUGUCAGCAUCAGAAACAAGAAUGGUGAAGAGAAAGUAAAGAUAGAGCGGCCAGGAGGUGCCAUCUCACCCAUCUGGUCACUGGAAUGGAACCCGUCAAAGGAUGAACCAUUUGACAUCCUGACAGUUGCAGACUGGAGUCAGAAACUGUCCUUUUACCAGCUGAGUGGUAAACAGGUCGGGAAGGACCGUAACCUAGGUUACGACCCGUGCUGCGUGAGUUACUUCUCGCGGGGGGAGUACCUGGUGUGUGGGGGGGCGGACAAGCAGGUGUCGCUGUACACCAAGGAGGGGGUGAAGCUGGGGGUGGUGGGGGAGCAGCAAUCCUGGGUGUGGACCUGCCGCGUACGACCUGACCAAAACUUUGUGGCUAUUGGCUGCCAGGACGGGACCAUAGCGUACUACCAGCUGAUCUUCAGCACGGUACACGGCCUGUACAAGGACCGCUACGCGUACCGGGAGAACAUGACAGACGUUAUCGUACAGCACCUGCUCACGGAACAGAAGGUGAAAAUCAAAUGCAGAGACUUAGUGAAGAAGAUAGCCAUCUACAAACACAGACUUGCAGUCCAGCUGCCAGAGAAGAUCAUAAUUUAUGAGCUUUACUCAGACGACUCCUCAGACAUGCACUACAGAGUCAAGGAGAAGAUCGGGAAGAAGUUUGAGUGUAACCUGCUGGUGGUCACGUCCAACAACAUCAUCUUAUGUCAGGAGCGCCGUCUGCAGUGCCUGUCGUUCCAGGGCAUUAAGGAGCGUGAGUGGGUGAUGGAGUCUCUCAUCAGGUACAUCAAGGUCAUCGGAGGUCCUCCGGCCAGGGAGGGGCUACUGGUGGGGCUCAAGAACGGACAGGUGAUGAAGAUCUUUGUAGACAACCCGUUCCCGAUCCUGCUGCUGAAACAGAACACGUCUAUCCGCUGUCUGGACAUGAGUGCCUCGCGGAACAAGCUGGCCGUGGUGGACGAGAACAACACCUGCCUGGUGUACGACGUCAACACCAAGGAACUGCUCUUCCAGGAGCCGAAUGCCAACAGUGUAGCGUGGAACACCCAGGAGGAGGAGAUGCUGUGUUUCUCUGGGGGAGGAGUCCUGAACAUCAAGGCAGGGAACUUCCCCGUGCACCAGCAGAAGAUGCAGGGCUUCGUGGUCGGCUACUGCGGAUCCAAGAUCUUCUGUCUCCACGUCUACAGCAUGACGGCCAUUGACGUGCCACAGUCAGCUCCAAUGUACCAGUACCUGGAGAAGAAACUGUACAAGGAUGCGUACAGAAUAGGUUGUCUGGGGGUGACUGAUCUGGACUGGCAGCACCUGGCACAUGAGGCUCUGGAGGGGCUGGACUUCGAGACUGCCAAAAAGGCAUUCAUCCGGAUACGUGACCUCAGAUACUUGGAACUGAUAUACAGUAUCGAGGACCGUAUAAAGCGGGGAGAAGGGGAUGACCAGCAGUUCCUAGCAGACGUGUACGCCUACCAGGGCAAGUUCCACGAAGCGGCUAAACUGUACAAGCGCUCAGGCAACGAGAGCAAAGCCAUGAACAUGUACACAGACCUGCGCAUGUUCGAGUAUGCUAAGGACUAUGUAGGAAGCGGAGACCCCAAGGAUCAGCGUCACUUGAUCACCAAACAGGCGGAGUGGGCCAAGAACAUCAACGAACCGAAGGCUGCUGCUGAGAUGUACCUGUCUGCCGGGGAAAACACCAAGGCUAUAGAGAUCAUCGGGGACCAUGGAUGGCUGGAGAUGUUGAUCGACGUCGCCCGUCGGCUGGACAAGGCAGAGAGAGAGCCGCUGGCGAGAUGUGCUCACUACUUCAAACAGCUGGAACACUGGGCCUACGCAGCCGAGACCUACGCCAAGAUGGGAGACACCAAGGCUCUGGUCAUGCUGCAUGUGGACACUAGACACUGGGACGAGGCCUUUGCCCUUGUCGAGCGACACCCAGAGUUUAAGGAUGACGUGUACGUGGCGUAUGCACAAUGGCUCGCAGAGAACGACAGAUUUGAAGAGGCACAAAAAGCCUUCCACAGGGCAGGGCGGCAGCAGGACGCAGUCAAGGUCCUGGAGCAGCUUACCCACAAUGCCGUGAGGGAGAACAGGUUCAACGAUGCAGGUUACUACUACUGGAUGCUGUCCAUGCAGUGUCUGGAGAUUGCUGGAGACCCGUCCCACCAUGAACAGGAGACUGAGAUGCAGGAAAAGUUCCGCAGGUUCCAGAAGCUUGCAGAGAUGUACUACGCCUACCACUCCAUACAGAGAUACACAGAUGAGCCGUUCACGUCCCACCUGCCCGAGGCCCUGUUCAACAUCUGUCGGUUUGUUCUUCAUGCCAUGCAGGAGGACAAGGAGAUCCCACCCGGCGUCUCCAAAGUUGCGACCCUGCAUGCCCUGGCCAAACAGAGCCGGACCCUGGGCGGGUACAAGCUGGCCCGGUACGCAUUUGAGAAGCUUCAGGCACUGAAGGUGCCCAAACGCUUCCAGGAGUCCAUCGACCUGGGCAGCAUCACCAUCAGGUCCAAACCUUUCCAUGACAGCGAGGACCUACUGCCGAUGUGUUACCGCUGCUCCACCACCAACCCCCUGCUGAACAACCAGGGGAACCACUGCAUCAACUGUAGACAGCCGUUUGUACACUCAUUCUCUUCUUUUGAGGUUCUCCCUCUGGUAGAGUUUGUGUUGGAGGACGGGAUCAGUGAUGAGGAGGCCCUACAGCUGCUGGACCAGGAACCCUCCUCCAAGAAGGGCAAGGACAAGUGGAAGGAGAACAAGAUGAAGGGAGACAUCCAGAGCAUGCGGUUUGAUGAUGACACAGAUGACCUAGAGAACGAUGACCCCUUCACCAGCAGACUCAUGAGCUUUGAGCAAGGCGGUUCAGACUUCACGCCUGUGGUAGUGAACCGGUCAGUGCUGCAGGCCAUCAGCCGUACAGAGGUGUUCAUCAAACGAUGGUCCAAACCCAUGCAGUACCAGUACUUCCGCUCACUACUGCCCGAUGUGUCCAUCGUCAUGUGUGACUCUUGCUGGCAGUUGUUCCAUCUAGAUGACUAUGAGUUGCUGGUACUACAGAAGGGCUACUGUCCAUUCUGCCGCAAGGCGACCGACGAGUGAUGGACAGGUGUCAAUCAUCUUUUCACUCGGCAGAUGCUCUGCAGAAUGACUCACACUUUUGUUGUUUGGUUCACAUGAAUAUAGAAUUGGUUGAAAAUAAGUAAAGAUACUCUUUUUACACAACUAAGUGUUUAUUCACCUUCGUCAAGGCAAUUCUGACUGGUUCAUAUUGCACUGCAGCACAGGUGUCGCUGCUAUAGAUGCAUUCC